This is a messenger RNA of Orussus abietinus, 561 nucleotides long. RefSeq lists its product as uncharacterized. The record is from RefSeq and is a predicted model, not a curated record. The transcript has a single exon. NCBI's taxonomy places the organism in Eukaryota, Metazoa, Arthropoda, Insecta, Hymenoptera, Orussidae. The coding region runs from base 1 to 561 and encodes 186 amino acids.
AUGGAGGAGUACCAAGCGUUGCAGCACAUGGAGUCUGUCGAUGCUACCAGGUCAUCUGACAUCAAUUCCUACUACAUGCCACACCAUGGCGUCAUUCGCGAAUCAAGCGUCACCAAGAAGUUACGCGUGGUUUUCAACGCAUCUCAGAAAACUGCUGCAGAUACCUCCCUUAACGAAUGCUUGCACACAGGACCAGCCCUUCAGCAAGACCUGAACUCCGUCGUCAUGAAGUGGCGGAACCAUCAGUUCGUGUGCAACGCGGACAUCGAGAAGAUGUACCGCCAAAUCCGCAUCCAUCCCGAGGACGCGGAUCUUCAGCGCAUCGUCUGGCGAGCAUCCCCGAGUGACCCGAUGACCUGCUAUCGCUUGACCACGGUCAUGUAUGGAACUGCCGCUGCUCCGUAUCUAGCGAUCCGAACGCUUCAGCAACUUGCUGAAGCUGAGCAGGCCAGGUUCCCACUCGGGGCGGAGGCGUUGCGCAACGACUUUUACGUCGACGACGCGCUCUUCGGCGCCGACGAUAUAGCCACAGCUCAGAAGGAUCCAGAGGCAGCUGAUUGA